Batrachochytrium dendrobatidis JAM81 is the source of this 2714-nucleotide messenger RNA. RefSeq lists its product as uncharacterized. The record is from RefSeq and is a predicted model, not a curated record. Lineage: Eukaryota; Fungi; Chytridiomycota; Chytridiomycetes; Rhizophydiales. Gene Ontology annotation, biological process: ribosomal small subunit biogenesis. The transcript has 8 exons. Gene Ontology annotation, cellular component: nucleolus. Gene Ontology annotation, molecular function: protein binding; RNA binding. Bases 1 to 2625 code for a protein of 874 amino acids.
AUGAAACCAACGGCUGGUGGAGAAGGCUACAGCAAAAAAUCAACUACAAAACUACCAUCUACUCUUGAAGGAGAGCUCGCUAAUCUUCCAUCUGGAUCCAGGUUUAGUUUCAAGGCAAAAAAACCAACCAUCAAUAGAAGAGAAAAUAGGAAACUCGAGCGAUUGGCAAAAAAACAAAAAAUCAGCCAAAAUGCUCAAUUACGAAAGAAUCCCAGCAAGCUACGCACUCCUAAUAAGCCAUCUUUUACUUCUCCAGAGAGUGAAGCAAUGAAGGCAGCUGCAUCGAAAAGAGUUGAUGCAAUUCUAAAACAACGAGAAAAGAAAAAAGAGGCAGCUGAAGCUGUAGCCAAGUUACAGUCCAAUAAGGAUCGUGAAGAACAGCAACUACGUAAACUGGCUGAAAAAAAUCCAGCCUUUUUCAAACUGCUUCAAGACCAAAAUUUAGUCUCGAAACGAAUUUCUGUUGGUCAUAAUGCUGCCUCCACCAGCAUAGAAUUAGAUGCCGAAGAGAGCAAUAUUAAAACCUACUCUAAAUUAUUGAAAUUGAAAGAUGGCAGUAUUAAUCAAAGCUUCAAGCGUGACGGUCUCGAUUUCCUUCUUGAUGGCAUUUCAACAAAGACUUCAAACCCUAAAAAAGAUUUUAUUGGAGAUCCCGAUGCAGACAGUGAGGAUGAGUUUGGAUUUGCGGCCGAGGCUCAAGAUGAUGUUGAAAUGAAUGUCAACAACGAUUCUCAAAGUGUCGAGUCAAAUGAAUCUGGAACUGACGUUGAAUUGGAGCAAAGCGACUCUGAGAAUGACGGCUCUGUUGACUUUGAUAUGGAAGCGAUCAGUGAAACUUCUUCCUUUAUAAGCAAUGAUUUGGAAGAAGAGUCAGGCGACGAUGAAAAAUCAUUUGCAGCAUUUGAGGAUAAUGAAGGGCAAUCCAAUGAUGAAUCUACAAAAGAGACCUCGGCUGAAAUAGGAAAAUAUAUUCCACCCUAUCUUCGUAAACAAACUAAUAGUAAAAGCGAGCAGUACAUCCGUGUUCGUCGACAGAUUCAAGGCUUGUUGAAUCGAUUGACAGACACAACUUUGGAAUCAAUUGUAUUGAGUAUUGAAGAAGUAUUUCGUAACAAUAGUCGUCAUGAUGUCACGGAAAUUAUUACGGAUAUCAUGUUGAAUUAUGUUGGAGACCAAGCCAAUAUUCUCGACUCGUUUAUUGCGACAUAUGCUGGUUUGAUUGCAGCCAUCUUCAAUACAGUUGGCAUAGAAUUUGGAGCACAUUUUAUUCAAACAUUAACUGAAAAGUUUGAUUCCGCACGAACAAAAUACAUUGAAUCCAGUCAUGAUCACGCUGACGAAAUCGAUAAGCAAUGCACCAAUUUUUCCAUGCUUCUUGCGAUGCUGUACAAUUUCGGUGUUGUAUCUUGUGUGCUUCUUUAUGACAUCAUUCGAAUGUCAAUAAGUUGCCUGAGCGAGUUGGAUGUAGAAGUCCUUUUACGUAUUUUGAGAUUGGGCGGUCAGCAAUUGCGAUCAGAUGAUCCAACGGCGCUUAAAGAUAUUGUUUUACUUGUCAAAGAUGCUACGUCUAACAUGGAUCAGAAAAAACUAAGUAUUAGACUAAAGUUUAUGAUAGAAACAAUCAUGGAUCUCAAAAAUAACAAGCGCAAGCACAUGGAUCAAAAAGUAGCCAACCAAUCUCAACAAGAUCGUAUUAAAAAGAUUGUAGCCAACAUUUCCAAGCGUCGAUCGAUGCAUGGUUCAGAACCUUUACGCGUUGGACUGGAAGAUAUUCGCAAUAUAGCGACCAAGGGAAAAUGGUGGCUGGUAGGCUCUGCGUGGGUCGGACACGAUUUUAGUAAAACAAAUGACAAGGCUGUUUCAGAAGUAAAAAAAAUGCAGCCUCAGUCCCUAGAGCUACUGGAAAUGGCUCGAAAAAACAAAAUGAACACGGAUGUGCGUCGUAGUAUUUUUGUCGUGCUCAUGAGCAGCGAAGACUGUCUGGAUGCGUUUGAAAGGCUAUUGAAAUUGAAUUUAAAAGGGAAACAAGGACGAGACAUUGUCAGAGUGACGAUCCAUUGCUGCACACAGGAGAUGGUGUACAAUCCGUACUAUGCACUUGUAGCAGAACAGUUUUGUAAGCAUGAACAUGGGUUCAAAAUCACCUUUCAAUAUGCUAUCUGGGAUGCGUUGAAAGCAAUGAAUGGAAAAGAAGGCAUGUAUGAUGAUGACGACGAUGGGGAUGCGUAUACAGGCGAAAAGGGAUUGAUUCGAGUGGCCAAUCUUGCACGAAUGCUAGCACAUCUCUUUGCCAACGAGUCGCUUCCACUUUCUAUCCUCAAGGCUGCCAAUUUUACCACGCCGACAAAGUUGCAAAUCUUAUUUUUUAGGAUUAUAAUCAUUGACAUGAUUUUAAAAACACCAGUGCUGAAAUCUUCUAAUCCUGACAGCAAGUUUCAGCGACCUUUUACUCGUGUCAAGUCACAACCAGAGUUGUCUGCACUUUGUGAAGGACUAUUUCUGACUGUACAAGCACAUAUCCUUCUGCCUUUGAAUUCAGGCCAGAUAAGUGCAUUGGGAAUCAAAGAGAAAGAUGCUGGACUGGUUCGACAAAGAGCAAAAUUAAUCAAGGAGAUCUUUUCUUGAGUGUGGUUUAGUUGAUGAUAUGAAAUUUUGGCAGUCUACUGUGCUACAGCAGUGCCAUGUGUGAACAAAUACAUUUAUAUUGCAAGUAA